AUGAUAGAAUUAGCACAGUAUUCGCAGUGCAUUGAGAAGCUUAACACAAUGAAGACCUUAAUUUUACUUUGCACUUUGGCCGCAGCGGCUCUUGGGGCACCUGCUGAUACAUACAACCCUGAAUACGAUAACUUUAACGCUCAGGAACUUGUUGAAAACAUAAGAUUGUUGAAGAACUAUGGCAAUUGCUUCUUAGGCAAGGGCCCAUGCACACCCGAGGGAAAGGAUUUCAAAAGAAUAAUUCCCGAGGCCUUAAGAACCACUUGCGGCAAAUGCACUCCGAAACAGAGGGAGCUUGUCAGGACUGUCGUUAUCGGAUUCCAGACUAAGCUGCCAGAAGUGUGGCAGGAGCUGGUAAAGCAAGAAGACCCCACAGGUCAAUACAAGGAGUCCUUCGAACAAUUUCUUAAUGCUAGAGACUAA
Molecule: messenger RNA, 423 nt
Organism: Parnassius mnemosyne (clouded apollo)
Lineage: Eukaryota; Metazoa; Arthropoda; Insecta; Lepidoptera; Papilionidae
Source: the annotation of a GenBank genome assembly